This is a messenger RNA of Ziziphus jujuba (common jujube), 2459 nucleotides long. Its product is annotated as serine/threonine-protein kinase Nek3. Gene Ontology annotation, molecular function: ATP binding; protein kinase activity. The record is from RefSeq and is a predicted model, not a curated record. Gene Ontology annotation, biological process: protein phosphorylation. The coding region runs from base 270 to 2111 and encodes 613 amino acids. Lineage: Eukaryota; Viridiplantae; Streptophyta; Magnoliopsida; Rosales; Rhamnaceae. The transcript is spliced from 15 exons.
UCUCUCUUACUGUCUCUGUCUCUCUCUUUCUCUCUCUAAAUAAUUUUGUCAGCAGCUCAGAGUAAAAAUCCCAAUGGCGAAGGAGGUACUGCAACUUCCUUGGUUGCCGCUUCUUCUUCUGCUGCUUCUUCCUCUACGGUGUCGUUUUGCAGCUCUUUCACCGACUUUCCUGUCUCUUCAACUUCCUCUUUGAUCUCUUUCCCUACUUCGAUCCCAUUUUAUCUCUCUGCAUUCAGAAAAAAUAAAUACAAGAAUUUGCGACUCAUCUCAUGGAGCAAUACGAAGUACUAGAGCAGAUUGGGAAAGGAGCUUUUGGUUCUGCUCUUCUUGUCAGGCAUAAGCAUGAAAAGAAGAAGUAUGUGUUGAAAAAGAUUCGUCUUGCCCGUCAGACUGAUAGGUCACGCAGAUCGGCACACCAGGAGAUGGAGCUCAUUUCUAAAUUUCGGAAUCCAUUCAUAGUGGAAUACAAAGAUUCUUGGGUAGAGAAGGGUUGCUAUGUAUGCAUUAUUAUUGGUUAUUGUGAAGGAGGAGACAUGGCAGAAGCAAUAAAAAAGGCUAAUAGCGUUCUUUUCUCAGAGGAGAAGCUCUGUAAGUGGCUUGUUCAACUUCUCAUGGCACUUGACUACUUGCAUGUUAAUCAUAUUCUCCAUCGUGAUGUCAAGUGUUCAAAUAUAUUCUUGACUAAAGAUCAAGAUAUACGUCUCGGUGAUUUCGGACUGGCCAAAAUGUUGACCUCCGAUGAUCUUGCUUCGUCGGUUGUGGGAACACCCAGCUAUAUGUGUCCCGAGCUUCUUGCUGAUAUACCUUAUGGUUCAAAAUCAGAUAUUUGGUCAUUGGGAUGCUGUAUAUAUGAAAUGACUUCUCAUAAGCCCGCAUUUAAAGCAUUCGAUAUUCAAGCAUUGAUUAACAAAAUUAACAAGUCCAUAGUGGCGCCACUUCCGGCAAAGUACUCUGGUGCAUUUCGUGGUCUUGUUAAGAGCAUGCUGCGGAAAAACCCUGAACUUAGGCCAAGUGCUGCAGAGUUGCUUGGCCACCCUCUCCUUCAACCAUAUGUUAUUAAGAUUCAUCUCAAACUCAAUAGCCCUAGACGUGGUAAUUUAGGUGUGCAGUGGCCUGAAUCUGAUUGCAUCAAGAAAACUAGAUUUUCAGAAGCUGUUUCUUUCUCCACUUACCCACAGAAGAGGCAUUCGUUUAGCAAUGAUAGGAAUUUGAACCCAAGUAUAUCUGGAGGUGAGCAAGAUUCUAUGUGCUCUACCAUAGAAAUACAUGAUACUCCAGAUUAUCUCAAUAGAAGGUUAGCAGGACUAUCUGUUAGCGAGACUCACAAGGGGGUAGCCACUCGAAAGCAGCCAAUCGCUUCCAAAACUUCAAGACCCUCUCCAGCAAAAGCUUCUGCCACUCCCAGAAAAUUGUCAGAACCCCUAAAGAAACGUGUAUCGCUUCCUGGUUCACGUGCUCCGACAAUGUCUGUACUGACAACUCGCCGAGCAUCAUUGCCAUUGGCAACAACAAAUGCAAUUCAACAAUCCCCUUGCAGGCCUAAUGUUGGCAUCCUUCACUGUAUGAAGUCCCCUGAUGUUUCUGUAAACUCUCCUCGGAUUGACAGGAUAGCUGAAUUCCCUUUAGCCUCAUAUGAGGAACAGUUCUUGCCUGUCCGUAGAACUUCUUCUACGUCUGCACAAGGCUCAAAUGGCUCCCCACAAUAUGGUGACUGUUCAAUCACAAAAGACAAGUGUACAGUUCAGAUAUGUGAUAAAGCCUCUGGCAAGUUCAGUUUUCCUGAUACAUGGCAAGGAAUUCAAACGAGCAUGUUUAAUGUGGAUGGAGAAAAUGGAAGUGAUGAAUGCUCUGAUCAAAAUGCAACUGCUGGAGCAUCAAGCCGAACCUCUUCUGACACUCGUCGCCACCGUUUUGACACUUCGUCAUUCCGGCAAAGGGCUGAAGCAUUGGAAGGUUUGCUUGAAUUUAGUGCAAGGUUACUGCAACAGGAAAGGUACGAUGAGCUGGGGGUAUUGUUGAAGCCCUUCGGUCCAGGGAAGGUCUCUCCCAGGGAAACUGCUAUUUGGUUAACCAAGAGCUUCAAGGAGAAUACAACUAAGCAGGAUGAGUGACGCCUAUGAAUUGACUACCACAUGUAUCUAUACUUGUGUCUGCAAUAGUUUAUAGUCAUUUUUUCUUUUUUUCUUUUAAAUGUUUUUCUUUUCUAGUUUUUUAUGGGAAGUAGGCACCUUAGUCUCUAUUUUCUAGGUUAUGACUUAGUAUCUAUCACGGAUUCACCUUAGUCUCUAUUUUCUAGGUUAUGACUUAGUAUCUAUCACGGAUUCAAGUUCUUAGUUUGACAAGUGAGAUAAGUUAGAAAUUUCCUAAAUGUUUGUAUCUUUAGUCUAACUUUUGCAGUUUUGUAUUUGCUUAAACAGUGGCUAAUUUCACUAGGGAUGUAUUUUGCUCCCUUGUUCUAA